Molecule: messenger RNA, 1413 nt
Organism: Ectocarpus siliculosus
Lineage: Eukaryota; Phaeophyceae; Ectocarpales; Ectocarpaceae
Source: the annotation of a GenBank genome assembly
AUGGUGGAGACUAAGGGGAACGGCGGGGCGGCCGGAGAGAACUGGAGCUUGAAGAACGUGGGCGCGUGGAGAGGUGGCGAGUGGCUAGGGCUGCUUCGGAAGCGGCGAAGGUCAGCUCCCAACGUCUCACGCUCUAGCUCCGACACCGGCAGCGGCGGCAGCGGCGGCGCCUCCAGGGGCAGGCGGGUCUUGGCGUGGUCGAGGAGGCUGGGGCUCGCCUUUUGCCUGGCGUGGUUGUUGUGCCUCGCCGUGCGGGAGUUCUACAUCCGGACCUACUGCCUACAGGUCCGCGCCAUGGAGGCCACCCAGCCUCCAAGAGGAGAGUGUCCCAUCGUCAAGCUCACAAGGGAGUCUCGAGGAGGCUGGGGGGCACCGCCAGUUGUAGCAGGGGGUGAGGUCGGGGGGGGCGCCGGCGAUAUGGAGGAGGGGUUACAUGACAAGGGUAGUGGAGGCGCCGCGGUUGCCCCAGCGGGAGGAGGCAGGGAGGGGGGCGGGCUACGGUUCGGAAUCAUUCUGAUGUGCGACGAAGGCAUGUGGCCUCAACAGUAUUCCGAGAAGUCUAUUGCGAACAAGAAGGCGUACGCGGCUCUCCACGGGUACGACGUGAUCGUUGCCACGAGCGCGGACAUCGACCGGAGUCGCCCGGCGGCGUGGAGCAAGCUCCUGGUGCUGAGCAAGCACCUCGGGAGCUACGACUACGUCAUCUUCGUCGACAUCGACGCGUUCGUGAUGAACCCGGCUUUCAAGCUGGAAUGGCUCCUCGACGUGGCCAGGAAGCAGCAGCAGACGGGGGGGAUAGACGGAUGGGGGGCGGGAAAGGAAUCGGACCUGAUCGUCACGCAAGACUGGAACGGGCCCAACUCCGGCGUGAUUCUGAUAAAGAACUCUGACUUCUCGCGGUGGCUCCUGCAGGAGUGGUGGGAUCAGAAGCAGUUCGUCAACGGGCCGUAUCCCUUCCACUACGAGCAGCGCGCGAUGCACUACCUCCUCCAGACGGACUGCUGGAAGGAAGAGGGCCUGCCGUUCUACGCGGACUACGCGGUGGUGAGGGCGCACACGGCCGUGCUGGACCAGUGCGCGAUGAACAGCUACCUGGUGCACCCCUGGCAGGUGCUGCUGGGUCGGACCAGCGUCGGCAGCGCGGCGAGGUACGAGUCGGGCGACUUCAUGCUCCACUUUGCCGGCAAGAAAGGCAGGGUCAGGCUCGAGCUCGUCGACUACUACUACCCCAGGGCCAAAAAGGCCAUGGAAGAGUACGCGGCAAGCCUGCAGCAGGACUCAGGGCAAGCAAAUCGGAGUGCCCCGAACGUCUCCGUCGGUGUCCACGGCGCCCCCGGGGGCGACAUGCAACCACCGCCUUCCCGGAUGCAGGGGGGGGGCGGCAGAGGGGGAAGCCUUCGGGGUUCGGGUUGA